AUGGUUGCCAGACCUGUAGCCAACGUUCCUUCAGGGCCUCACCUGAAACCUCGCAAUCAUGAAUCGAUGGAAGGGAUUCAAUCUUGGGAGUCCUCGUCCGAUGUAUUCACGGUUGAAUCUCGCUCUGCGAUCCAUAUCCCAUACAGCCACUAUGCGCUGGCAUAUCUUGAUGUGUCUGGGAAUGUCCGCUAUGAGCUUUCUCCAUCUAUGCUUGAUCAUAAGAGCGAAAUAUUUCUUCAGGACUUCGAAGAGCGGUUUUUCCAGCAUGCUUCCCAAUCAAUGUUUCCAGGCCAAUUUCGUACAAACCCAACACGCAAUCCAAGAGCUAGGCGACCCCGAUAUCUAUCUUCCUACAAAAACAUGCCUGCACAGAAGCGCCAGCGAUUGGAGUAUACAGUAAAUGCAGUAUCUGAGGAAAAGGAUGACGAAUUUGAAGACCAGCCUGCGAACAAUAUUGGCUUGCCCAUUGGAAACGAGGAAAAAAUGCUGGCUUAUUAUGCAGAAGCCUUCAGAGCCUUUCAGCAGAUCAACUGUCGCCAAGUUGCAAAGGCUUAUAUCAAGCUCAUUGAGCCUCGGAAGCAGGCAAAGCAUCCAUACAAUGGAGGAAAGGCGGGCCCAGGAGAGAUCAGGGAUCCUGAGAAAACUAAGCCAGAGUGGUGGCCUACCGAUGUGAUUCAUAAAGAACCUGACCAUCUAAAGAAAAUUCCGCGUGUGAAACUUCUUAUUCAUAUAUUUCGCAAUUUGAGCAAAUCGCACGGUAUCACGGCCCGGAAACUCAAAGCCGCUGGUGAAGAAGCGCAAAAACAAUGUAGGCUUCCUGAAAAGGCAUCUAUUCUGGAUGAAAUAUACCGCGUUAGGGAGGAGGAAGAGCGUUAUGAGCGGGGAGAAAUCGAUGCCGAUGCUUUGGUUUAUGUUGUCAAAAGAGAAAAGAUGAAUCGUGGCAUUAGGGAGGACUCGGAAACUGCGUCUGACUCUGAGCAACAAGUCUAUGUACCAGAGCUAGCGAGUCUAAAUGAGCAGCAAAGCAGCAUGAAAAUGACACCCCAUGUUUUGCCAAUGCACAACCGGGUCGUUCCUACCUUUGACUUCGGCGAGAACAGGAAUACGCUUUUUUCAACCACAAUAUCGGCUCCUUUUGAAUAG
Messenger RNA from Histoplasma mississippiense, 1143 nucleotides. RefSeq lists its product with no specific name. The record is from RefSeq and is a predicted model, not a curated record. Lineage: Eukaryota; Fungi; Ascomycota; Eurotiomycetes; Onygenales; Ajellomycetaceae. The transcript has 5 exons. Bases 1 to 1143 code for a protein of 380 amino acids.